AUGGAUAACGCUGAAAUUGCGAUAGACUCUGUGGAAAGUCCGAAUAGAUUGUCACCGGAUGAGAUUGGGCAGCGGCAAGAAAGCGAUAGUGGUAAUGAAUUGCACCAUUUGGGCGGUGUGUUCGAAAGUGCUUACAGUGUUCUAGAUCGCUUGUUCGGAUGCAUGAACGCAAGGGAAUUACUCAAAUGCCAAUUGGUUUGUAAAAGUUGGAAGAAUAGUAUAGAGCAAGUAUUGUCGAGACGAUGUAAAGUCGUGUCAUUUUAUCGUGACGCUGCAAGCUCACAACCGAGGCGUCGUUGUGUUGACGAUGAAUUCGGUGAUUACUUGAAGGUGAGUUGA
Molecule: messenger RNA, 339 nt
Organism: Anisakis simplex (herring worm)
Lineage: Eukaryota; Metazoa; Nematoda; Chromadorea; Rhabditida; Anisakidae
Source: the annotation of a GenBank genome assembly